UAACAUACUUCUGCCUUAACAAAUUAUACAUCAGGUGGUAAAGAAACAUUUUAAUGAGUACUUGAGUACAUACAAAAAGUCAGUAAAGAAGAGCGGAGACCACAGCAUUACUGAAAACAGUUUUAAGAGGCUUGAUUAGAUAUCAUUAGUGAUACUAUAAGGACAUCCAGUCGAGCCAGAUUUCAAUCUAUGCCCUACAGCUUGGCGCUCUCCCAGAGUUUUUAACAGCGAUAACAGAUUUCACAUGUAUCACGUGCCACGAGAUAUCUUCACAUCAAAAUGAAAAUAUUUCCGGGUUUAUUAUUUACUAAAAGGUGGAUAUUUUACAUAAGUUAGAUUUCCUUGUUUUUCUUCUUAAUGAUAGGACUUUCUCUAGGAAUAUGAUUGUGAUUAUUUAUUGAUUCAUUAAUUGUCAAAGGAAUUACACAUACAUUGUGAGAAACGAAACAACGCUAUAGUUGAGGCUAACGGACAGACAUGUUGACAGUCUACCACCUUCUGCGGGCCUGUCUCUGGACGAUUCCGGUGUUUACCUUCUUGUGGUCUGUGCCUGCUUUCUUCAUCACAUAUGGUAUUUCACAGGCGUUAAACCACACGUCCAACGUUUUUCCAUACAUAAGUAAAACAGGAACAGAAGUUCCAGAGAAAGGGCUGUUCUCUUUGGCAAUCUUUGUCUGCAGUAUUGCUCUGGCCCUUAAUGCAGAGAUACGAUUCCAAUAUGUCCGCCUUAUGAUGACACAGAUGUCCUUGACCCCGGCGGAGAAAUCACGCUGGAUCACUCUUAAUAAAUUGUCCUUAGCCAUGGGCCUCGUGGCAUGCUUUGGGCUAGUGUUUGUGGCUAGUUUUCAGGUAGAUACACUUCCGGUGCCUCAUUAUAUGGGAGCCUUUGCGACCUUUGGUCUCUCGCUCGUUUGUUGUUGGAUCCAUGCUGCCAUUACAUACAAACUCUACAAAGAGGAGAGAAAGUCGGGGCUUAGAUACACAUUUAUUGUACAGAUUAUAGUUAGUCUUGCCAUCACCAUCAGUUUUCUUACCUUUAUCAUCAGUUUUGCUUCUUAUAGAUAUCAGAAGAGCAAAGGAAAAGGCACAAAAGAGAAUGAGUUACGGGACAUAUUUCAGUCUGCCUCGGGUUCAGAAUGGGUGCUAGCCAUUACAACAAUAUCCUUUGUACUUACUUUUAUACCAGGCUUCCGAACGAUAGAGUUCGACGGAUUCAGCGUAAAAUUCAAACCACCAGCUACAAAUAGUAAAACGAGCUUUUGCCUGAGGUUUUGUGAUUGUUGUGCUUGAAGAAUAGGGACGUUUCCUGUCAACUUGUAACAGAGAUAAUAAUGAAUUCAGACAAAGAUGCACGCAAAAGAUACAUAUUAUCACGGAUAAGACAUUCUCGUUUUCAGAUAUAGAAAAAGAAACAUUCUUCCGAUGAUAAAACAUAUUCAAGUGGAAGAGUUUAAGUGAUCUCAAAUGAGCUUCUGGUGCAAAUUACUUCAUAAUGUUGUACAUUUUUUUUUAAUUUUUCAUACCAACAAACUUACAAAUGAAUAAUUAACCUCCUUUUUUUCAAUGUUUUGACAGAGAUAUUGUUCUUAUGUUAAUUACUUGGGUGCUCUUGCAUUUGCAUGAAAAGGAUAUUGAUGCUUGAGUCAAAACGAGUAGAAAACUAAAAUAUGGUUUGAAGCCAUAAAAAUUCAUAGAAAUAUUGCAAAUUUCUUUGCUUAUUUACAAAUUCUGCAUCGUUUUCAGGUCCUUGAUGUUUGGUUAGUGUCGUUCAACUGACACUAAUAUUCAUAUCCACAUCUGAUCAUGGUUAUGAUUUUAUUGGGAGGGGGUUGAGUCAUUGUCUCACUUGUUUAAUUUUCAAGACAAAAUUGUCUUUUUGCUUAAUUUUUUUUUAAUUUUGUUAAAAAUGAGAACAUUUGUACAAUCGUUAAUUUUUUGACACUGUUUUUGUUAUUAAAUUCUGAUGUUUAUUGUGUUUAAUGUAUACGUACUUUUUUUUUCGGUAUUCCAAUUUUCUGUGCAGUUUGCAGGUAGAAAAUUAAGCAUGCAUGCGCUGUGUAAAUUCAGCGGAAUGGAAAAGUAUAUUAACAGAAUUUGAAUCUCAUCAAAUUUUGUUCAGAUUUGACUAGUGUGUCUUUGUGGAAUAAAACAUUUAUUAUUUUUGUCA
This is a messenger RNA of Saccostrea cuccullata (small rock oyster), 2167 nucleotides long. RefSeq names its product DNA damage-regulated autophagy modulator protein 2-like. Bases 478 to 1290 code for a protein of 270 amino acids. The record is from RefSeq and is a predicted model, not a curated record. The transcript is spliced from 9 exons. NCBI's taxonomy places the organism in Eukaryota, Metazoa, Mollusca, Bivalvia, Ostreida, Ostreidae.